UCAGAGAAAAACACAUGUGCCGGCAGAAGCAAAUACGAAACAUCUAGAAGUCAAACGAAUUUAGUUUGUUACAAUAGUAAAGAAUAUAACUAGCGCAAUGUCUGCCGAAGAGGGAAAGUUUGACACCAUUUUACUGGCUGUGGCAGAGAAGCAUCGCGGCGGCGUGCCCGAUUUCCUCCAUACAUUGGCCAGCUUCUUGCGUCGCAAGACCGACUUCUUCACAGGCGCCAAGCAGUCGGAAUGGGAGAAACUCCUUCUGGACACUUUCCGCAAGGAGUCGUCAGUCGCAAUCGAGGAACACACUCAAAAACUCAAGGCCCGCGAGGCUACCAAACGCAUCAAGGACGAGAAAGAGCGCGUGGAACGCGAGGCACGUCAAAAGGAAAUCGAUGAUAACAAAAUUUGUGAUAUUUCCGAUGAGGAAGCAGCGGCCAUUAUAAAAGAGGAGGAGGAUAAAAAACGCCAGCAGCUGCUUGACAAAGCCAGUGGGGACUCUGCCGGCGGUGCUGCCACCUUGAAUCUCGACGACAUAUCCAAGCCCAUAGAAAAAGUGAACGAUGAAUCAGAGAAGGCGGAGGUGGGCAAACUCCAGCCCAACGCCGGCAACGGCUGCACCCUGGAAAAGUACAUGUGGACACAGACCCUGCAGGAGGUUGAGCUCAAGAUCCCCUUCAACGUGACAUUCGCUCUGCGUGCCCGCGAUCUGGUGGUCAGCAUUGGCAAGAAGACCCUAAAGGUGGGCCUCAAGGGCCAGGAGCCGAUCAUCGAUGGAGAGCUCAGCGGCGAGGUGAAGCAGGAGGAGUCCCUGUGGGUGCUGCAGGACAGCAAAUCGGUGCUCAUCACCCUGGACAAAAUCAACAAGAUGAGCUGGUGGAACCGUCUGGUCACCACCGAUCCAGAGAUAUCCACGCGCAAGAUCAAUCCAGAGCCAUCGAAACUCUCCGACUUGGAUGGGGAGACGCGCAGCAUGGUCGAGAAGAUGAUGUUCGAUCAGCGCCAGAAGGAGAUGGGUCUGCCCACCAGCGAAGAUCGCAAGAAGCAGGAUAUCCUUGAAAAAUUCCGACUGCAGCAUCCCGAGAUGGACUUUUCCAAGUGCAAAUUCAAUUAGUUGUAAUAUUCGCAUGAUUCCCACUUUCAAUGUGUAAAUCUUUCACUUUCCACCACAUUUAUUGCUUCUACAUCUUCAAUCCACAACAUCUACUGCCUCCUUCCACAAACAUUCUACAUUCUUCUGCAACAAGAUCGAUUGCUUCUGCUCCUCUUUUCCUUCAUUCUUCAAACACACACCCACACACACAAAACUACACCACAACACAACCAUCAACAAACGCAGAGAAAUAAAUAAAUAUAAUGUGUAUAACAUAAAACAUUUAUACAACAAAAGAAAAAACCACAAAAAAAAAACCCACAACUUUAAAUAUUUCCAAUAUGUUAAUAACAAUUUGUUUAGUGAAAGCGAUACACGAAAUUGAUCAAAAGGGGCAGGCAAAGGAGCAAUCUGCAGUCAAAAGA
Molecule: messenger RNA, 1512 nt
Organism: Drosophila miranda
Lineage: Eukaryota; Metazoa; Arthropoda; Insecta; Diptera; Drosophilidae
Gene: nudC
Product: nuclear migration protein nudC
Exons: 5
Coding region: 98-1108 (336 amino acids)
Biological process (GO): protein folding
Cellular component (GO): cytoplasm
Source: RefSeq, a predicted model, not a curated record